GACGAUGAAACUGAAGAACUUCAGGAUAUUAAUGAGUUAUUAAUUAUGGGAGAUGCAGAAAAUAUAGAGGAUUUUAUUAGUCUUCCACCGCAUCAUCGAUGUGUCAGUCAUACAUUAAAUCUCAUCGCGGUAAAAGAUACCGAAACAGCAUUGGAGAACGACUUACAGUAUAAGAAAAUAUAUAGAACAACUUUCGCAAAAUUGACAAAGUUAUGGAAUAAACAAAACCAAUCAACUCAAGUGGCUGACAGAAUUAAAGAAGCAUGUGACGUAUAUUUAAAAACUCCGGUUAUCACAAGGUGGAAUUCUACAUUUGACUCUGUAUGUCAGUUAGUAUCUCUCUUAAAAACUAAAUCUGAUAAAAUAAAUCAGUGUUUUGAUUUCUGCAAUUUGCAGAGGUUAACAGAUAAUGAAAUAAAAUUUUUAGAAGAUUAUUGCCAGGUAAUGGAACCUUUGGCUCGUGCGUUAGAUAUUCUACAAAGCGAUUUGGGGAUGUAUAUGGGCUACCUAUUACCAGUUUUGAAUACCUUACAACAAAAAGAACAGAGUUUUAUUGAAAAUGAACUUAACUGUCAUUCAUUAAUUAACGCUAUUCUAUCGGGUUUAGAUAAAAGAUUCUCCGUAAUGUUUGAAAGGAAAGAUUUACUUAUUGCAAGUUGUCUACACCCAAAGUUUAAAUUAAAUUGGUUAACCGGAGAGAGAAGAAAGUAUGCUGAAAGUUGUUUACAACAGUUAUUCGGAAUCCAAUCGAAAGAUAAUUCUCCAGAUAUGAAAGAUACAACUGAUGAACACGAUGAUUUUUUCGAAUUUCAUCGGCAAUCGAAUGAAUCUAUCGAAGAGGAAUUACAACGAUUUCUAAGAUCAAAAAAAUCUAAUAUUGAAAUGCUACAUGAAUAUCCAAAGAUUAAAAAACUCUUUAUUAAAUAUAACACCGCACUCCCUAGUAGUGCUUCUGUAGAAAGAUUAUUCAGCGUGGGAGGCACUGUAUUAAAACCGCAAAGAAGUCAUCUUAACGAUGAUUCUAUGGAGCAUCAGUUACUUUUGAAAAUUAAUAAAUCAUUUUGGUGAAAUUCAAAAAA
Wasmannia auropunctata (little fire ant) is the source of this 1079-nucleotide messenger RNA. RefSeq lists its product as uncharacterized. Lineage: Eukaryota; Metazoa; Arthropoda; Insecta; Hymenoptera; Formicidae. The record is from RefSeq and is a predicted model, not a curated record. Bases 46 to 1068 code for a protein of 340 amino acids. The transcript is spliced from 4 exons.